UAAAACACAUACAAUAUGAUCUCGAAGGUCGCCGUUUUGGUGUUGGUUGUGGAUAUCAUCCUCGCCGACUCCGCCGAGCGCUACGAGUACGCCCCUCCCGCCUCGUACCAGCCCGAGAAAGAGGGGAAAAGACCAUACGACUUCGAAUACAACGUCAAGGACGACUACGCCGGCACUGAUUUUGGUCAUAACGAAGAAUCCGACGGCAACACCGUGCGGGGAUCAUACACCGUGCAGCUUCCCGACGGACGUAAACAGACGGUGACCUACGUGGCUGACCCUUACAACGGCUACCAGGCUGAGGUCAGCUACUACGGCGAGGCCCAGUACCCUAGAGAGUACGGCGCCCCCGUUACCUUCAGGCCCCAGGCACCAUAUCAGCCCCAGCCUUCAUAUCAGCAGCCCUCUUACCAGUAGCCGGUAAACAGCCAGCACAGUAUUUAUAAACCAUGUAAUCAAGUACUUGUUUUAAAUUAGUUAAGUUAUAUUAAAAAAUAAAUAAAUCAGAGAUCUCUG
Molecule: messenger RNA, 516 nt
Organism: Penaeus monodon (black tiger shrimp)
Lineage: Eukaryota; Metazoa; Arthropoda; Malacostraca; Decapoda; Penaeidae
Product: cuticle protein 7-like
Exons: 4
Coding region: 16-417 (133 amino acids)
Cellular component (GO): extracellular matrix
Source: RefSeq, a predicted model, not a curated record